UUGCCCCUUUGCGUUUGGAUGGGUUCCUAUUGAAUAAAUUGCAGCCACCCGGAGGGUUAGGGUUGUUCUUGAAUCUUGAGGCAACUGGCAAAGGCUCUUGUAGGGAAUUGGGAGCUAAAUCAAUGGCGUCUAGGGUUUUAGCGACCAGCAAAGGCAAGGGCGGCAAGGGCGCAAAGGCCUCUUCCGAGGACCAAUCCGCCGCUAAACGCUUCAAGGAAUGGAGCUCGUGGGCUUUGAAGAAAGCAAAAGUCAUCACUCACUACGGCUUCAUCCCUAUGGUCAUCAUCAUCGGUAUGAACUCCGAGCCAAAACCACAUCUUUACCAGCUUUUGAGCCCCGUUUAAGCACGAUCCCGCCGUGUCCAGAUCCUUAUUUUGGUGCCUCAUGUGAAAUCUUCUUCAUGGGGGUAUUUCGUAUUUGUUGAAUCUACUAGUUAUCAGCUAGUGUUUCUUGUUAGAAUUUUCGCUUAAGCUUACAUGGUUGGAUCAGUUUAUAGCUUAUUUGAAUCUUUUCAACGAUAUGUUUUGUAUUUGAGUUUUCAAAGGUCUUUUGCAGUUCCAAUGACGUGAAAUUCUCCCA
This is a messenger RNA of Malania oleifera, 579 nucleotides long. RefSeq names its product mitochondrial import receptor subunit TOM7-1-like. Gene Ontology annotation, cellular component: mitochondrial outer membrane translocase complex. Lineage: Eukaryota; Viridiplantae; Streptophyta; Magnoliopsida; Santalales; Ximeniaceae. The transcript has a single exon. Gene Ontology annotation, biological process: protein import into mitochondrial matrix. The record is from RefSeq and is a predicted model, not a curated record. Bases 123 to 344 code for a protein of 73 amino acids.